This is a messenger RNA of Mirounga angustirostris (Northern elephant seal), 5766 nucleotides long. It is a transcript of the gene TMEM243, whose product is annotated as transmembrane protein 243. The transcript has 5 exons. The record is from RefSeq and is a predicted model, not a curated record. Lineage: Eukaryota; Metazoa; Chordata; Mammalia; Carnivora; Phocidae. Bases 476 to 832 code for a protein of 118 amino acids.
AAGUCAGUUUGCGACGGAGGCCGCGGCUCCCGGCCGGGGGAGCCGAGAAGAGGCGAUCCGCAGCCCAGCGCUCGGCCCUCGAGCCCGCUCUCCGCCAGCCCGGAAGCUUGCUUCCUUCUCCGCGCGUCUCGCCCGCGCCGCAGAGUCUUGGCGCCGGAUCCCGGCGGGUGUGUGAGCCCGGGAGCAGCGGAGCCUCGCGCGGCCAGGACUCCCCAGCGCGAGGGCGGCAGGGGACGCCGAGCAGCUGCUCGCUAUGAGGAGGGCAGCGGGCCUCGGGCGGAGCGGCCGCGUCCCCCGGGCCUGAGCGCCCACCCGCCGCCGCCGCCGCCGCCGCCGCGGGGACUGCCCCGACCCCCAUGCGCUUUCGGCCAUGAGCUCUCGGUGAAUACGCGGCGUGGGCAGUCGUGGACCUGACCCUUCGGGAGGUAACGCUGGUUCAGCUUUGAGUGGCCUGCGAGAGUGAAAAAACCCUAACAUGGAGGACUUUUCCACCAGGACCUAUGGCACCAGUGGCCUGGACAACAGACCUCUGUUCGGAGAAACGUCGGCCAAGGAUCGAAUCAUCAAUUUAGUUGUUGGCAGCUUAACAUCCUUAUUGAUUCUAGUAACGCUGAUCAGUGCUUUUGUUUUCCCUCAACUACCUCCAAAACCUUUGAAUAUAUUUUUUGCUGUCUGCAUCUCUUUGAGUAGUAUUACUGCCUGCAUACUUAUCUACUGGUAUCGACAAGGAGACUUAGAACCGAAAUUUAGAAACCUAAUUUACUAUAUCUUAUUUUCUAUCAUCAUGUUAUGUAUAUGUGCGAACCUGUACUUCCAUGACGUGGGGAGGUGAGGCUGCAAAGGAGAAAUACUUACCAGGUCUCUUCAAAGCUAUACAUUAGGACUGUUGAGUCAGAGCCGGGUAAGCUAUGCUGAAGAAUCUCCUGCACAAGUCUGAUACAUGAUUUUCAUGUUAAUUGUAAAUCUAAAAUUCCCUCUUGCAGGGGAGACAUAGCCUAGAUUGCUUUGCUUUUUCUUUAAGGAGGUGGUGUUGCACCUAAACAUUCCAACCCUUAAAGCUCAAAGGGCACAAGCAAUUUUCACUUUUGAAAUUAGACUUUUUAUAAUGUAAGUGCAUGGCGAAAGGCUAUGUAACAAUCUUGCAUUUUAAGACAAAUAUUCUUUUAUUUCUGUUAAACUGAAUAUACAAUUAUUGUUCCCUAGGCAACCAACUUUUGCUUAUAACUACAAUUUCACAUUAACAAAACACAGACGGUGAAAAGACAACUUUGAUUGUGAAGAUCUAAUUACAAUAAUAAAUAAAAUAAUUUAUACAAGGUUUUUUUUUUUUUGUGACUUUUUUAUAGGGGUCAUGUUCAUUAAAGCCCUAGAGGCUAAUUUUGGCUUCACCUUCUCUGUAAAUACAUGAAUGACUCUUGAUUUCUUUCCUUUUAUAACAGAAGCAAAUUUUGUUUUUUUAAAUUGCCUGAGAGGGAGAAGUUAUGUCACACCCCACCAGCUGAUGCACUAAAGUGAAGGGCAGACUCAUACCUUCCUCAACGAUUUCCUGGGUAAUUUGUAUAGCAAAAUAUGUGAGAGUCGGAGUAUAGGGUAGGCAACCGUACUUCCUUCCCAUUUAAUUUUACUUCAAAGUGCUAACUUUGUAAACUGACAACAGUGGGUUCUGAAGGGGUGAAGACUCUAGCUUCUGGUGAGCUGUGUUGCUAUUCUCUUCCAUAUUCCCUUUAUAAGUAAUAAAAAACCUGUAGUGAAUAUUCUUAAUUCUUAUAAUGCUUCUUUGUGUACCCAGCCUGAAUCAGCUCCCACUGCCAGCAAUGGGUAAACCAAUAGUCAUGGCCACACAGUGCCCUCCUAGGUCUCUGUAUGGGAUGCUGGGCACCUUUCAAACUAAGGGUACGUGACAUUUCUGAGCAUCACUGGUAAGCUCUACACCAUGUUGAUGGGAUGUCUCCGAAAUAUGAACAGGCCUACUUGAGACUGGAUAGAGCCAUGUCCGAUCUUUAGAGAUGAGUAUGACUGCUUUGUAAAACGAAGUAGAUAAGCUUUGGUGAUUGUAAACUUUUCUCAGUAGCUGAAAGUGAAUGAAAUUCCCUGCUGACAAUUAACACCAAUCACAGGGAUCUACGCAGUUAAGACCUCCAUACUCAGUUCAUCUACACACUGUCCUAAGACUGACCUCAGAUGGUAUAUUUAAAGGAGGUAAAUAGUCAUAGCAGCAACAUGUAUGUGGCUUAAGCACUGUAGUUAUUUAAAAGCCAAAGGAAUGGUAAAUUAAGCCUCUUGGGAGUUGCUCCUAUUUCUUUGGAGAUGUUGUAAUUAACAGUGUGGCUUCUCUGCCUAAGCUACCUGUCUCUUAAGAAUUACCUAAUGACAGUUGACCAAAUCCUCAACAUCCUUUGAGUCUUCUGAAACAGGACUGCCCAAAGAUGAUCCAAUGAUAUUUGAUUCUUCUCGAUGAUGUUGGAGUAUGGGAUCUGUAAUGAGUUAAGUGUUAAGUAAGUUUACAUGUAUGUACUCUAAUCCAUGUCAAGAAGGUAUAGUAAGUACUCGACCAAAGUGCAAAAUCUUAACAAGAUGACUACUGUUGGAUCAAGUAGCCUGAUGUUCCCCUUAAGAUUUAUCAGGCACAUGAUGGAGUUGUAUCACAGUACCUGUUAGUGUUGUCAAAGGCAAGACAGAUUCAGUAUCUAUAACAUCAGAUGCCUGGAUAAAGCCAUGUGGUGAAGGAACGAUAAGUAUGGUUUCAUCAUCAAUGGCUGUUUGAUCAACUUGUUCUUCUAUGGUAGGAGACUCUAGAUCCUAAACGGUAGCAAUUAAAAAAAAAAAAAAAAGACAUUCUGACUCCUAUUUCUUAGUUUUCCUUAAGCUCCCAAACACGUUUAGGUUUAAAAGGACUUUAUAGUUAAACAUUAUCCCAUUUUAUAAAGAAAAGAAAAUUAAAGCAUAAAAAUGGACAAAACAGAACUUAAAAGGAAUUCAGUUCUAGGUCCCCUGAACGUAGAAGAAACAGCGCUGUUACACUGGGGUAAGUAAGGUUGCUAAGCUGUACCACAAAGACCUACUACUAACCACUCUCCUGAAAAUGGUUCCAUAGGUCCCAACAAACAAAUCUCAAUCUGUUGGAAGGGUACAGGGGGAAAAGUUUCGGUGCUAAGGCUGAGCAACACACUGCUGUCUCAUCUUGUGAGGUCGCAGGUACAGUUUGCAUUUGAUUUUGUGUCCCGAGAAAAAGGGAAGUUGGUGGAGGACCCCCUCCUCCCCAUAAAUUAUUGCUAGGCUUUUUCCAAAAUGAAGGUUUAAGGCUCAAGGCAAGAACCCAGAGGCUGUUCCCUUAAUUGCAACUUACCUCAGUAACAUAAGCACGGGCUAAAGGAGAAGAUGACUCCUCUUGUUUAAGGUCGGUGUCAGAGAUUCCUUCCGCUCUGACCAUAACACUAUUCAUCAGUUCUGUGCUAUUUUGGUCACUGAAUUUGGAUACAUGAGCAUCAUUAAAUGAUGGCUCUACAGUAAUCUUAGGCUGAUGAAUUUCAUCUGGGAAAGUGUCUGCUUCUAGGGCAUCUGGAGGCUCAGGAAAAUCAGAUGAGUGAAUAUCACUGUCUACUGUCAGUUCUGCUUGGGAUAUGGAAGAAGUGAUGUCUUCUGUGGCAACAGUCUGAAUGAUGACGCGUGGUGUGUGACACUGCACCGUGACGUUGUCACUUGUGUUUAACAAAUGUUCUGGCUAUAAAAUGUCAAAGGAAAUGAUCAGUGGCAAAAUGAGAAAGUCCCAACCAGACUUCAGUUAUAGGCGACAACUACCAUUUACAGGUGGCACCUGCCUGUCCCCAACCCUGCCCUCUCACCUCUGGAACUGCAGUGGUCUAGCACCGCCCCCCCAUCAUUCCAUCUCCUGUAAGGAGACACACAGGGGCAAAGGUUAUACCCCAGUAAAGGCAGAGUAAUGGUGUAAAACUAUGCUCCUAAGACAACAGCAGUAGGAAAAAUUGCUUAAUAAGUGGACUCUAUUAGUUCUGGCUCUUAAACUUAGUAUCACUUAAUCCUGGUCCCUAACAGGUACUCCAAUACUUAGACUACAUAAUCCAUUUCUCCCUUAGACCUACUGUUAUUAUUGAAGGCACAUGGGUUCUCUCAUAGUAUUAAAAACAAAAAGCUUCUGGUGACACUUAUCAGCCAGUCUUCUCUACAGAAACCAGAAAAAUCAAGGAACUGAUGGAACAUACGGAUAAAGCGUGAACAAUGAUCUGUUCAGGAGAAGCAGGUGCGGCAGUCGUCAGGGUUACUGUGGGACUAGCUGUCAGAGUGAGGGGAAGGCCUUGGCUUGAGCUUGUCUGAAGCAGGUAGGUGCCUGGAGUGCCAGUGGGCUGUAAAUGGAAAGACUGAAGCAAAAAAAUUAAGAUCAACAUAGGUGCAAGAGACUGAGUAAAUAAGCUUACUUAAGUCUAGCUUUAUAUCUGAAAUGGAGUCUUUAAUUUACUAGCCACAAAUGUGCUUCCCGAUCCUGAAGGUGCCCUCAAGUAACAAAAUGAAGGGUAUAAUACUGACUUGUCCUACGUCCUUACACUUGUCUUGGAGGUUUAACAGAGAACCUUGAUCCUGCUCUUCACUCCCAUGUAUUUCUAUGGUCUGGUCUUAGCCAUUUAUUUCAAGGCACCAAGACACGGUAGCAUAAGCCACUGUGUCCAGUGCGGUAACCCGCACACCGUCUUCCUUCACGGUCUGUCUAGCAUGUAAAGAAUUGGCACUCUCCCCACUUUUUAAAAGUUUCACAUUUUUGAAAAGGCACUACAGAGUUUACUUGAACAGAUUUUUUCCAUAGUAUAAUUUUAGGAACUAUUUUUUAUACUAAGGUGAAAUGUACAGAGAUCGUGAUUAGUGUUCUGAAUGAAAAAGAGUAACUUUGAAAAGCUGGUUAACUAAUAGUAAGUUUAUCUUGAUAGGUUUCACAGAACUGUCCCAAAACUAUUCAACUUCUAUGCUUGAUAAUUUGAGUUCGGUUUAUCCUUUUCUCCCACAGGGAAAGUAUUUACACUUAGAGGGUGAUGUUGAAGUCCUAGAGCCUGUGGUCUUGUGUACUGAAGUUAUAAUAGCUCUCCUGGUACUAGCUCAAUGAAAGUAAGUUUCCUUAUUGCUAAAGCAGGCAUAAUAACUACCUCAGGGAAGGGGUUGUGGGCAUUACAGAUUAUUACAAAAUGGUGCCUGGCACACAGUAGGACUCAAGUAGGACUCGAUUUCUUUCCUCCCUCCAUAGAAAUAAAAGCUGAUCAUUUACAAUUUAUAAUUAGUAAAUUAGAUGUGGUCAGACAAUAAAUACUUCAUGUAUUAAAUAUAUGCAUUUUAUUUAAGUUCCUGUAAUGUUCAUGAUUUUUUGAAGCUGAGGCAAUAUCAUCUUUUAUUAAUAAAUUAGGACAGAAGUCUAAAUAUCUGUGACCCAAAUAAGUAAAAACCUGAACACAUACUCUAAAUAUAUGUAUGUAUAUUAUUUGGCCAGGGGGCAGAGAGGAGGUGGCCAAAAAAAAAAGUUUUCAACCUGUGACAAAGGGUUAUAUUACACAUCCCUAUUUUCGAGACCACAGAAUUAGGAAGUGGAAGCUUAGGUUAAAUAAAUUGCUAGUAGAGGUUCCAAAGUUGUUCUAAAAGAGAACCUUUAGCCAUGUCGACUAUCCUCAUGAGAUUUGACUGUGCAGAGGAUAAACUUUUGCCCUAAUAGCCCUAUGUUUUUCACAGCAAAUAAAGCUUGACAGAAUUUAAAUAAAACCUACUUUAUAU